UCCAUAAUGGACCGCGAGGAUUCCUCAGUAUCAAAAUCCUCGGUGGAUAUGCCAAUGGCUGAGGGUCUGGAACCAACAAAACCCGUUGGAUUUUUCAAACUUUUUCGUUUCUCGACGAAAUGGGAAAUAUUUCUGCUCCUUAUUGGCGUUGUGAUGUCAACGAUAAAGGCGUUAACUCUGCCCGCCGUUGUUAUUAUCUAUAGUGAGUUUACAGCUAUGUUGGUCGAUCGAACCUAUCGCAUUGGAACCAGUUCAAAGGUAUAUGCCUUACCUCUGUUUGGAGGUGGUAAAUCACUGACAAAUGCCUCUGUCGAAGUAAACAAUGAAGAAUUAUACAACGACUCUAUUUCCUAUGGCAUUCUACUUACUCUAGCCUCAUUGGUUAUGCUCAUAUCGGGUAUAUUUUCGGUGGAUAUCUUCAAUAUUGUGGCACUGCGUCAGGUGACACGGAUGCGCAUGAAAUUAUUCCAGUCGGUAAUGAGGCAGGAUAUUGGUUGGCACGACUUGGCAUCGAAACAAAACUUUGCACAAAAUAUGACUGAUGAUGUAGAAAAAAUUCGCGAUGGCAUAUCCGAAAAAGUCGGUCACUUCCUAUAUCUAAUAAUUGGAUUUCUCAUAACAGUUGGCAUAUCAUUUGGCUAUGGCUGGAAACUAACCUUGGCGGUUAGUGUUUAUAUACCAAUUGUCAUUGUUAUGAACUAUUUUGUGGCCAGGUUCCAAAGUAAAUUAACCACCAAAGAGCAGGAUUCGUAUGCCAGUGCUGGUAAUUUGGUUGAAGAGGUCUUGAAUGGCAUACGCACAGUGGUGUCUUUCGGUGGCGAGGAGAAGGAAUCGAAACGUUACGACAAUUUCUUAGUCCCCGCCCGCAAGGCCAGUCAAAGAAAAGGUGCAUUCUCCGGCUUCAGUGAUGGUGUUUUAAAAAGCAUGCUUUUUCUAUCGUGUGCGGGUGCUUUUUGGUAUGGUGUUAAUCUGAUUUUAGAUGAUCGCGAUGUUGAAGAUAAGGAAUAUACACCAGCCAUUUUGAUGAUUGCAUUCUUUGGUAUUAUUAUCGGUGCUGAUAAUAUAGCCCGUACCUCGCCCUUUUUGGAAUCCUUUUCAAUGGCCCGUGGUUGUGCAGCGACAAUUUUCAAAGUUAUCGAUGCCCAAUCAAAAAUCGAUCCCAUGUCAACAGAUGGCAAACUACUCAACUAUGGGUUGAGGGGAGAUGUGGAAUUGAUAGAUGUUUUCUUCAGAUAUCCCUCACGUCCAGAUGUCAUUGUGCAUCGCGGCUUGAGUAUCAAAAUCAAAGCCGGCACAACCGUGGCAUUGGUGGGAACUUCGGGCUGUGGCAAAUCGACGGUGAUACAAUUGCUACAACGUUUCUAUGACCCCUUGUUCGGUUCGAUUUUGUUGGAUGAUUUGGAUAUACGGAAAUAUAAUAUUCAAUGGUUGCGUUCGAAUAUGGCAAUUGUGGGUCAAGAACCGGUACUUUUUAGGGGCAGUAUUGCUGACAAUAUUAGCUAUGGCAAACCAAAGGCUACACAAAAGGAUAUUGAGGAAGCAGCCAAAGCUGCUGGAGUUCACGAUUUCAUAUCAAAACUACCGGAUAGUUACAAAACCGUUAUUGGUGAGCGUGGUUCCCAGCUAUCAGGUGGACAAAAACAAAGAAUUGCCAUUGCUCGGGCACUAAUACAGAAUCCCAAAAUAUUAUUACUCGAUGAAGCGACCUCCGCCUUGGAUUAUCAAUCUGAAAAACUAGUCCAAGAGGCCUUAGACAUGGCCUCAAAAGGACGAACCACAAUUGUCGUUUCACAUCGAUUAUCUGCCAUACGCGGAGCCGAUAAAAUCGUUUUCAUACACGAAGGUAAGGUGAUUGAGGAGGGUUCGCAUGAUGAUCUAAUGGCUUUGGAAGGUGCCUAUUACAAUAUGGUUAAGGCUGGUGAAAUAAAUACCCCUGAACCAGAUAAUAUGGAAGAUAUUGAUGAAGCAAAACGAAAUAGCUUAGCAAUUUAUGAAAAGUCUUUUGAAACUAAUCCCGUCAAUUUGGAAAAGAACUACAAACAUAGUUUUCAAAUGGAAGAAACCGAUUUGAGGGGCCAUGCAGUGAUAGAAGAGACAACAAUGCCGCAAGAUGAACCAGAAUCUAAACCUAAUUUCUUCCAGACUUUUGGACGCAUUUUGAAAAUAGCACGACCCGAAUGGUGCUACAUUGUUAUGGGUUCCAUCUGUGCUAUUGGUUUUGGUUUUACUUAUCCCGGAUUUUCCAUUGCCUUUGGUGAAUUUUAUGCCGCCUUGGCAGAAGAAGAUCCACAAGUGGCUUUAGAUCGUACAGCAAUAUUGUCGAUUUGCUGUUUGGUCAUUGGCGUACUCACAGGCCUGGCUUGUUUCCUGCAAACAUAUCUCUUCAAUUAUGCCGGAGUUUGGUUAACUACCCGAGUGCGCUCGAUAACAUUUAAGACCAUUAUGCGCCAGGAAAUGGCUUGGUUCGAUAGAGACACCAACAGUGUGGGAGCGUUAUCAGCACGAUUGUCGGGUGAUGCAGCCGGCAUUCAAGGAGCCAUUGGCUAUCCUCUUAGUGGCAUUAUACAGGCUUUCUCAAACUUUGUAAUUGGCCUGACAUUGUCGUUCUACUAUUCCUGGAAACUGGCCUUGUUAUGCCUCAGUACAUGCCCAAUUAUUGUGGGUUCUGUGAUAUUCGAAGCGAAAUUUAUGACCACAUCCAUGAUCAGAGAAAAAGUGGUAUUGGAGGAAGCAUGUCGGAUUGCCACUGAGGCGAUUGCCAACAUACGCACAGUGGCUGGCCUACGUCGAGAACAACACAUCAUCGACAGAUACAAUCAUGAGAUACGUCAUGUCGAAAAGCUUAUUCGACAAAAGCUCAAAUAUCGUGGUAUUAUAAAUGCCACCGGCCAGGCCUUCCUUUUCUUUGCCUACGCUGUGGCUCUUUGUUAUGGGGGUGUUUUGGUAUCAGAAGGCAAAAUUCCGUUCCAGGAUAUUAUUAAAGUUUCUGAAACCUUGUUAUAUGGAUCUAUGAUGUUAGCCCAAUCAUUAGCUUUUGCACCAGCAUUUACCGCAGCUUUGGUGGCUAGUCAUCGUCUAUUCCAAAUAUUGGAUCGUAAACCGCAGAUCACCAGUGCCGUUGUACCAGCCAAGAAUACCUUUGCCAAACAAUUAAAUCUUUUCGAAGGCAUUCGUUACAGAGACAUAGAAUUCCGCUAUCCAACCCGUUUGAAUGUUAAAAUUCUAAAUGGUUUCAAUCUGGAAGUGCUGCAGGGUAAAACAGUGGCUCUGGUCGGGCAUUCCGGUUGCGGCAAGUCGACAUGUAUACAAUUGCUGCAACGUUAUUACGAUCCAGACAAUGGAACAAUUCACAUAAACAACGAUGACAUCCAAACAGAUUUGACGUUAGACAAUCUACGCAGCAAAAUUGGAAUUGUUUCACAAGAGCCCACAUUAUUUGAACGCACCAUCGCUGAAAAUAUUGCCUACGGCGACAAUACAAGGGACGUUUCAAUGCCUGAGAUAAUAGCAGCGGCCAAAAGUGCCAAUGCCCAUUCGUUUAUUAUGGGCCUUCCGAAUGGCUAUGACACUAAAAUGGGUGCUCGUGGCACCCAAUUGUCUGGAGGACAAAAGCAACGUAUUGCCAUUGCUCGUGCCUUGGUGCGUAAUCCCAAAGUACUGCUACUGGACGAGGCGACAUCAGCUUUGGAUCUGCAGAGUGAACAGCUGGUACAGCAGGCUCUGGACGUGGCCUGUACUGGUCGCACCUGCAUUGUGAUCGCCCAUCGAUUGUCCACCGUACAAAAUGCCGAUUUAAUCUGUGUCGUUCAAAAUGGACGCAUUGUUGAACAAGGCACACACCAUCAGCUACUGGCCAAGGAUGGUCUCUAUGCCAAACUCCAUAAGACUCAAAAGGAACAUUAG
Messenger RNA from Musca vetustissima, 3903 nucleotides. RefSeq names its product multidrug resistance protein homolog 65 (gene Mdr65). The record is from RefSeq and is a predicted model, not a curated record. Bases 7 to 3903 code for a protein of 1298 amino acids. Gene Ontology annotation, biological process: transmembrane transport. Gene Ontology annotation, cellular component: membrane. The transcript has 11 exons. Gene Ontology annotation, molecular function: ABC-type transporter activity; ATP hydrolysis activity; ATP binding. Lineage: Eukaryota; Metazoa; Arthropoda; Insecta; Diptera; Muscidae.